Molecule: messenger RNA, 2760 nt
Organism: Pristis pectinata (smalltooth sawfish)
Lineage: Eukaryota; Metazoa; Chordata; Chondrichthyes; Rhinopristiformes; Pristidae
Gene: asic1b
Product: acid-sensing (proton-gated) ion channel 1b
Exons: 10
Coding region: 780-2363 (527 amino acids)
Biological process (GO): sodium ion transmembrane transport
Cellular component (GO): membrane
Source: RefSeq, a predicted model, not a curated record
UCCUGGGGAUAUGAGAAAUGCAAGUCUUUAUCUUUAUAAGCAGGUUUAUGGUUUCAUUAUUGCACCAAAAACGCUGUUUUUCUGCAAUACUCGAGCACAUACUGAUUAUAUAGUAAUUUAUAUUGAACAUUUGAAUUAAAACUACCAGCUGCACCUACCCCUUCCAACUCAAACCAGGGCAUUUAAAUCAAAGUCAACCUCUAAAUCAUUUGCAAAAACAAAAAUGAAGGAGUGCAGUUCUUAUUAGCAUCCUGCGUGGUCAGACAGGUAAGACUCGAACAUUUGAAGAUGGGUUUAAAAGAUCGCCUGCUGCAAGGGGGAAACGAUCAGUCUGCAAUUUCGGUACAGAUAGCCACUCCAGUUAGUCUCUCUGCUCCCUCCCCCCGACACACAGUACAGUGAGCCGUCGGCAAAGAGCUGCUCUCUGUUCCGGCUCUACAGUCAAGCGGGCUGUUUAUGAUAAUUUUAUGAUCAUCGGCGGAACCCAACCUGGGAACGAGCUUUGCAAAGCCCUCGCUGAUGAGUACGAGCAGUCUGUCAUUCAUCUGAAGCGACAGAUACUCAAAUAGUGGACCUGCGAGCGAAUCCUGUGUAUAUAUAUAUAUAUAUAUAUAUAUAUAUCUAUAUAUCUAUAUAUCCACAUACAUGCACACACACACACACGCAGAGCAGUGAGACUGCGAGGAGCUGCCCGCUCUCUCCUCUCUCUCCUCCCCUGGACCCGCUUCGUGCUUAUUCCUCUCCUGUCUCCCUUUCUUUAUUCCCGGAGGCUCUGCCCGAUGGAUUUGAAAGGAGAGCCCGAGGAUGCGGAGAGGACGCAGCCUUCCAGCGUCCAGGCUUUCGCGACCAGCUCCACUCUGCACGGUAUCAGUCACAUCUUCACCUACGAGCGCUUUUCCUUCAGGCGGAUCGUCUGGACCCUGGCUUUCCUCGGCUCCCUCUCCUUCCUCGUCCACGUCUUCGUCCAGAGAAUCAAGUAUUACUUCGAGUACCCGCACGUUACCAAACUGGACGAGAUCAGCGCCUACAACUUGACCUUCCCCGCCAUCACCAUCUGCAAUCUCAACGAGUUUCGCUUUAGCAAGAUCACCAAGAACGAUCUGUACCACGCAGGGGAACUCCUGGCGCUGCUGAACAACAAGUUCGAGAUUCCCGACCCCUACGUGGCGGAGAAACACGUCCUGGAUGUCCUGAUCGAGAAGGCCAACUUCGGGAACUUCAAGCCAAAGCCUUUCAACAUGAGGGAGUUCUAUGACCGAGCGGGCCAUGAGAUGAAGGACAUGCUCCUGGACUGCAAAUACAGAGGGAAAGAGUGCACCCACCAGCACUUCCAAGUAGUGUUCACAAGGUAUGGCAAGUGCUACACUUUUAACUCGGGACAGACUAAAGACCAGCCAAUCUUGACCACCUUGAAGGGAGGAACAGGGAACGGUCUGGAACUGAUGUUGGACAUUCAGCAAGAUGAGUACCUUCCCGUCUGGGGAGAAACAGAUGAAACCUCCUUCGAAGCUGGUAUAAAGGUUCAGAUCCAUGGUCAGAAUGAACCUCCAUUUAUCGACCAACUGGGUUUUGGAGUGCCACCUGGAUUUCAAACGUUUGUGUCCUGUCAAGAACAGCGGCUCAUCUACUUGCCUCCUCCCUGGGGUGACUGCAAAUCUACCCCAAUGGACUCGGACUUCUUUGACACUUACAGCAUCACUGCUUGUAGAAUUGACUGUGAAACUCGGUAUUUGGUUGAAAACUGUAACUGUCGGAUGGUGCACAUGCCAGGCGAUGCUCCAUAUUGUACUCCGGAACAGUACAGAGAGUGUGCAGACCCAGCCCUAGGGUUCUUGGUGGAGAAGGACAGUCUAUUUUGUACAUGUGAGACGCCAUGCAACAUGACUCGAUAUGGUAAGGAGCUGUCCAUGGUAAAAAUCCCCAGCAAGGCUUCGGCCAAAUACCUGGCCAAAAAGUACAACAAAUCGGAAGAUUACAUAGGGGAGAACAUUCUUGUGCUGGAUAUAUUCUUUGAAGCCCUAAACUACGAAACCAUUGAACAGAAGAAAGCUUAUGAAGUGGCUGGCUUGCUGGGUGACAUUGGAGGUCAAAUGGGAUUAUUCAUUGGUGCAAGUCUUCUGACAAUCCUGGAACUCUUUGACUACGUGUAUGAGGUGUUGAAACACAAACUCUGUGGUUUACUGAAAUAUGGGAAACAGCAGAAGAGGAACAACAACAACAAAGGUGUCACACUCAGCCUGGAUGACAUCAAACGCCAUAACCCAUGUGAGAACCUAAGGAACCACCCAGCAGGAAUGACGUACCCAGCGAACAUUCUACCUCACCACCCGCCCCGCAGCACCUUUGAAGACUUCACCUGCUGAUGGCGGAGCCUCACAAUUGGUGACACCCACAACACCCACUUAUCUCACAGUUCAACGAGCAGAAAGGAGACUGGACUGUCCACGGAGAUUAGGGCCGUCCAAUCCUGACCUACCAAAGUCAUUGAACAAACCUUCUGGAGACACAUUCAAAAGCAAAACAACAACCCGACGAUGCGCUUGAAACAAAAUGGCAGUAUUGGGGAUGACUGUUCCGUGGACUCCGCUCACUAACUUUUCAAAAGAAGAAAAAGAACAACUUUUUUCUCUCAUCUAGAGUCAUAUUCCAGUUUUGUAAAAGGAAUUUUUUAUUCACUCUUUAUCGUAAAUGCUUAUGUAGGCCGCUUGUAUUAUCUUGUGUGAUCAUGUUCUUAAGCUUAAAAAAAGCAUUUAGAUCUCA